UGAAGAAUUCUCGGAUGAAUGCGGUUCUCCUGCGAGGUUAAUGUAAAGUUACCCAAAUUACUCUUUCAACGUUCAUCUCAUCUGGCUGUUCCUGCAAUAAAAAGGAGAAUCAACAAUUAUUGCCUUAAAGAAGCACGUGAGCAGUCAUUUUUAAAACCUCUUUAGUUCACAUUUGUAAUUUUUUAUAAAUCCUUAAGGAUUGUGGCUUUUAUAAGCUUGAUGCAACCAGAUCUCGUAACAUUUCGACUUUAAUCUGGUAACAUUUCGACUUUAUUUUCGUAACAUUUCGAGUUUAUGCUCGUAACAUUUCGAGUUUAUGCUCGUAACAUUUCGACUUUAUUUUCGUAACAUUUCGAGUUUAUGCUCGUAACAUUUCCAAUUUAAUCUCGUAACAUUUCGACUUUAUUCUCGAAAUCUUUUUUUUUUUUUACGUGGUAGCCUACUAAAACGCCGUCGUAUAGAUGUGCUGCUCUUUGCUGCCUCCCUGAAUUUUUUCUCCCUCUCCUGAAUCCGCCUCUUUUAAGUUGGUAUCUUGGCUUCAAACAAUACCCAAAAUAGUGAUAGCAUUUAGGCAUUUAACCUUUUUGGAUAAAAUAAUUCAUGUGAUGCAUUACUUCCAUCAUUCAUUCUUCUUGCUAAAACGAAAUGUGAGAAACUAACUAUCAGCAAAAAAAUAGUAGCCUAUAUCUGUCUUAUUAUUUAGGCUAAACGUGGCAAACUCAGCGUGGAUUUAUGAAGAUUUUAUUUCAUUUAACAAAACUUGAUGAUGAUGAUCGUUCGUUUGUUAUACAUCACAAAUUCACCUUUUCUGACAACGUUGAGUCGUCUCACCCGACAACCGCGACACUCUCCUUUGUCCUUUGCCCUUCCUCUACUGACUUUCAUUUUCGGUGCCCGAAUAUUAAAGUGAAUGAGUCUUUGCGUUGUUGUUUUUUUAUCUAGGCCUACGUGAAUUUCUGCAUUCAUUGUACGAUUUAUUUUUUUAGGGCAACGUGAGUCGAGAAGGGCAUAUGGGCAGUUGCCCGAGCAACCCCCCUGUGCACGUCCCUGGGUUACAUGUAUAUAUUUAAAUUGGCCCGUUUAAUGUUUUAAUUUAAGGAACAGUCUGUUGCCACAAGUAAUAAUUUGGAACUGAAAAGAGGUUUUUACAAACAGUAGAUUACUUUUGAGGUGAGGUCUGUCAGUAAACAUAAGUAACAUUGUAAUUGCCUAUCUAAUUUGAUUGUAUGCUUUUAUUUCUUUAUCUAAAGGUUUUAUGCAUGUGUAACAUGUUGCACAUUUUUAUUUCUAUUUAUUUUAAUUGAGAUUUUCUUUUUAGAUUUUUUUCAACACUUUUCAUUUUUGUUCAAAUUUUAGAUUUGUUUGUGCUUUAACUGCAAUAUACUGAGCAAUGUUUAAUGUGAACAGAACAUCCUGAAUAAUGGGUGCAAAGGUUUCAGUCAAGAAUCACACUCCUUAUGGCUGGUACUUUGACACUCAGGACAGAAGAGGGUAUAAAUAUGUUGGUGCUGGCUGCACAGAUACUUAUGAAGAGAAGAAAUUAAUCCAUCGCUACAUCUACAUCAGAUAUGAAAAACACACAUGGGAUAGUUUUAGGUAUGAAUUUAACACCCAUAAAGGCGACACCUCUUUUAUCUUGAGGGAAACCUACGAACGUUCCCAAAUUCAGAUGCACUGCACCUCUGAGGGUGGCACUCAUUACUGUUCCAACUAUGGAAAAAUUGAAGACGAUGAAAGACAGAGACAGCAAGAAGAGGAGAAUAGACGUCUGGAACGUUUGCAACGUGAGCAAAGGAUUCAACAGGAGCUUGAUAGAGAAAGUGAAUCGUCCAGACAAAAGCUUUCUCGAGCAACCGAGCGCCUCCGUGAAAAACAGAGCUUUAGAGGUCACAAGCAACAUCAUGAACGCACACAAGCUCUCCAUCAGCAAAUAGAAGAUGAUGCUGAUGCGAUCGAGAGGGACGAGGUUUUUGAUGUUGAAGAAAAAUUCAAAGAGCUUCUGAUAGAGUAUCAGAUCACAGAAGACAAAGACAUACAGAACUAUCAGAUUUGGGAUAGGAUCAACACACUCCAGAACGAACUUACAGUUCAAUAUUGCAAAGAAAACAACCUGUCAUUAUGGUCUCAUGUCAUCUUUGAUGGUGCUUUAGGAUUCAAUGCACUGUCUCUUACUGAGCAGCUCACAGUUCUUGAAGCAUCUCUACAGUUAAUCCUGCACAAGAGCACUGAAGAUGCUAAAGAUUAUGAAGAUCAGCCGCUCGGCUGUGAGAAGAAGUAUGACUAUCUCUUGGGUUUGGUGGAGCAACUUCAUGCCACCAAUCCAACUUUGGCAGAACGCAUUUUAUUAAAUGUACUUGACAAGAUUUCAGAGAUUAACCCACAAGGUAGGGAAAUUUUAGGUCAACUAUUGUUUAACAGAAUUUGGACACCAACAGAAAUAAUGCUUUUCAUUUGCAAAAGUCCGGAAAUCAAAUGCGAUCAACUCAAUUCAGUUCUCCACACAGCACAAACCUAUCACCUGAACUGCAUCCUCGUUCUCUCAGCUCUUAUGAAUGAAAACCCCUUAAUGUUUCUUCAAGAACAAAUAAGAAAUGACAAGGAAAAAGAUGCUGAUACAAUUGUCAAGGAACUUCGUGAAGAAAACUGCCCAGAAAAUGUCUUGGUUGUGUUAAAGGAAGUGCUUAGAUACAUGGAGUCUGAACUCCCAAAAUAUGAAUUGGUAGACCUAACCGAAGAACAAAUCAACAACUUGAAAAUGAAGAUAAAAUCUCUUAAUCUAUCAAACCCCGAUAUCAAAAAUUUGAAAGAUGUAUUAAUCGGAAUGUCAAUAGCAGUGCAAGACUGCUCAACGAUCAGUAAUGACAAUACAAAGAUUCAAGGUUUUUUUCCAAGACGUACACAACUAGCAUCGUUGCUUUUGCUCCUCCUGGCACAGCUGUCAGAAAAUAAAGGAUGUCUUCUGGAGAUCGGCACAGGUGAGGGCAAGUCCUGUAUCUUAGCCAUGUUUGCAACAAUUCUUGCCAUUCGUGGAACAAAAGUGGACAUUGUGACAAGUUCUCCAGUUCUUGCCCAACGAGACCAAGAAGAGUGGAAGACGUUUUUUGAAAUGUUUGGUGUCACCUCAUCUGUAGUACCUCCCCACUACUCAAGCGCCCAGUCACCAGAGGAACAAGAGAAACACCUUAAAGAUGCUUACACACAACAAAUUGUGUAUGGAACAGUGGGAGUCUUUGCAGCAGACAUACUUAAGCAGGAAUUUGAGAAGAGGACUACUCGCGAUACAAGGCAGUUUGAGCUUGUCAUAGUGGAUGAAGUGGACUACAUGACUUUGGACAAUGGAGUUCAAGUGACAUUCUUGUCUCAUGAAUCUGGUGGAUUUAGGCAUGUGGAGCAAGUGCUUUCCAACAUCUGGGCCAUGAUUUCUAGUUGUCAACCAGUAGAAAUGUUUGAAACGGGGGAGAUAAAAUGGGCGACAAGGAUACAGUACUUUCAUAAAGCUGUGACAGCAGCCGUUAUGGGACUGGAAACAUCCGAGAACUUUUCAGCAAAUGAGAUCUUGUUGCCUGGUAUGACUUUGGGAUUCUUCACCCAGGAGGAUGUUGAAAUGAUAAAUCAAGCUGAGAGCAAGAAAGAAAAUGAAGGUGAGGAUGGAAUGUCUAAAGCGCUAGCUGAAAUCAUGAAGAAAUUUGGAGUUACACAACAGUUUGAUCUUCUGAGUAUAUUUGAGGAGGUCUUGGAGAAAAGCACAGUGUUUAAGUGCUAUUCUUUAGAGAACAAGAAAGCCAAAAGUUUUGAAGCUCGGGAAAAACAAGGUGACCUUAAGGUUGAAAUGCUGCUGCUGGAAGGAGGACUGGCGUGCGAACUCAUGUCUGAGAAAUCACUCAUUGAUGCAACUGUAAGCACAAUAAAAAUGUCUAUCAAGUACUCAAGUAACUUCCAAACAGCCAAAGACUCCAACAACGUCACUGUCGUUCCUGUGUUCUUGAAAAACUACGUUGAGAAUCAGUUGCCAGUUUUUGUGGAGAAUGCACUUAAGGCUGUUCAGAUGUCACAGGGCCGAGAAUACAUGAUCGACACCUCAUCGGCCGCUGAAAGAGACGCUACUGCCAGUAAUGACAAACACGUGUAUAAUGCAGUUAUUCCAGUGGACUUCAAAGCAAGCGGUGUGUUGGAGAAAAACAAGAAAUGGGGUAAUGGUCUGCAGCAGUUUUUGGAGUUCAAGCACCAGCUUGCCAUUUCACCGAUAUCCAACGUGACAAACUACAUGUCCAAUUUUCAUUUUUUCAAAAGAUACCUCAGUGGGAGUGGUAUAUUUGGUGUUUCUGGUACAUUAGGAGGUAAGGCAGACCGAGACUUUCUGUCAAGACACUAUGAAGCAAAGAGCUACAAUGUACCUGCACAUCGUCAUAAAAGAAUGGUGGAGCUUCCAGUCAACCAGGUGAAAGGUGGGAAUCACCAAUGGAUCCAGACAAUUUGUGAAACUACAUGGAAAGUAGCAGAGAGAGGACAAGUUGUCUUGGUGAUUUGUGAAGAUGUUAAAACAGCAAAUGAACUUCAUGGGAAAAUGCAAGAUGGAGGCCGAGUAAAAGCAGAACAGAUCACUCUGUACACAAUCAGUCAGAAGCACAACAUUGAAAUAGAGAAAUUCUGUGGUGGCAGAAUCAUCAUUGCGACAAAUCUCGGAGGACGAGGAACGGACAUAAAAGUGGAUGAAAGUGUGAACAAGCAGGGGGGUCUUUUUGUACUUCUUACUCACUUUCCUCACAACCGAAGAGUCGAGAAACAAAUAUUUGGUCGUACGUCUCGAAAAGGCAAUCCUGGGAUGGUCCAGAUGGUUGUGAACUGUGAUCAUCUCGCACCAGCUUACCAAGGUCAGUCAGUGGAAAUCAUGCGCCAGCUGAGAGAGCACUAUGAAAUUAAACGAAUCAUCGACAUGGAAAGUGAUGAGCUGGUUGAAAUAAACCUCAAGGAAAAUCUGUUCUCCACAUUCUGUAGAUUGCUGAAAGACUUUGAUGAACGAUACACUCAGGCAGAAAAACUGGAUCCCAUGAAAAUGAAGCUUGAGAGUCUUCCUGAUUGCUUUAAACGUUAUCAGGCUAAGUUUGAUUAUCAGCCUGGCGUGAAUGCUUUAAAAGAAUCUUGGGCCUUGUGGUUGACCCUACAUGAGGAUCACAUCAAUAGACACGAUGACUUCAGUCAACUUGAAGCAGAUCUUUUUGGGAAGAUAAAUGAAAUGAGUGAAAAGCUGCUGCGAGGAGAAUCCGAUAAUUUCUACGAUCACGUCAGACAGGCAAUUGUAAGAACCGAUCUACACUGCCAAAACAAAACCAACAAUUCCAAUGGAGCUGAAUUCUACUGGCAAAACGUUGUUACCUCUGACCCUCAUUACAAAGCUGUGGCACUCUAUAACCAGGCGUACAUCACCAUCAACCUUGGCAAGGGUGACUAUAAAGCAGAUGCAGGGAAACUGCUGGUAGAUGCAAAGAAAUCCAUUGAUGUCUACAUCUCAGAAGUCUCAAACACAAUGAUCUCAUGUAAUUUAUCAGUCACUGGUAACAAAGAUCAUAGCACAGCCUACAACAACUUUCAGAAUCAAAUGGACGCCAGAAUGAACAUCUUUAGAUGUUGGAUGAAUUACAUCGAUAAUGCUAUGCUGAAACUCGAGGAGCUGGAGAAAAGCAAAGAUGAUGCCAUUACAGAGGAGUGUUCGGUCUACAUGCUGUCUGAAGAAAAGAACUUCAUCAUCACAAAUGAGCUGAUGUCAUUGUACGACUACGGCCUAGGAAUUGUGUUUGAGGUGAAAAAGAAGCCCAAGUUUUGCAUUGACGCUUUGAUAUGUUUCAUACUCGGCAUGGUUCAGGUUCUCGCUGGAGUUCUUAUUUGUGCGUUUACGCUUGGAACAGCCAGUCAGUUUGGAAUGGGUCUGAUUUCUGAAGGAGUGUCUGACAUGAUCAGUGGAAUAGAGGGGAUGGUAAAGGGCACAUUCGAUUGGGUGUCGUGGGCGAUAUCCAAGAGCAUCAGCAUCGGGCUCGCUUUACUAACGGCUGGCUUUAGCACUAUCAAGAAAGCAGUUACCAGCGUAUAUAAGGUGACGAAAAGUCUCCUCAAUGGAACAAAAUCGUUCUCCUCUGUUGCAUCUGAAUUCAUCAAAUCAGGAAAGGCAGCAUUUACUUCAUUCAAAGGUAGCAUUCAGUCUGGUGUAUCAUCUGUCAGUAAGCAAUCUUUUAAGUCUGCUAUGAAAAACAUGACUACGUCUGGGGCACUCAGACAGAAUUUCAAACAUGCGAGUGCAUAUGCCAUUAAGGAAAUCGGGAAACAGUCUGUGAUCACUGCCAUGAACUACGCAAUUGAUGCCGCACUUACGGAAGUUUUUAAAAACAUUUUACAAAACAGUUUUAAGAAUGUUGUUACUUCCUCAGUGAAGCAGAACAGUAAACUGGAUCAGACUCUCGUUGAGUUCAUCAGCUCAGGCGUUCCAAAAGCUGCUUUGCAAAAAGAAAUUUUCAAGAUUGACCAGAAUUAUGAGAAACAAAUGAAGGAAUCAGUUGGUAUGCUCUGUGAAGAGAUAAUUCCUCAGCUCAUACUAGACUGUACCACAGCACAGGAAGUUAUCAGCAGACUCACUGAGGUGUGUAACGCUGCAACAGAGCUCAUGGAAAAAGCUAAACUGUCAGGUGUGCUUGAAGCAGCAAAGGUGGUUCUGAAAGUAGCCGAGUACUCAACACGCCUCUGUCAAAUAUUGGAUACCAUACAAACAAAAGAGCUAAUAGACGAGAAAUUUGUCCCUGAAUUACUGGAGAGCAUCAAUGAGCUUCAGACAGAAUUUAGCAAGUAUGACCAAGAUGGACGACACAAUUUAAUUGAUGUACAACGCCUUAAAGCAGAACUUCUACAGGAAAUCGCUCAUAAGGUUUCUGAGAAAUUCAUCAGUUCCUGUUCUGAACAAAUGACUUCUUUAAUGACCUGCACAUUUAAGACCGAGUUAAACAUUGCUGCAGGAAAGGCAGUGGACAAAGUCAUGCGGAGAAAUAAAACUCAACGUUUCUUUGAUGACCAGAGGGAAAAACACAACAAUAGAUCUGCCAGCCACAAAGAAGUGCAACAGCUAUCUGAUGAGGAUAAAACAAAACUAAAGCAGUAUACAGAAGAUAUAUGCAAAGCAGAUCAGCCCGCUACAGCCCUUGAUGUUUACGUGCUCACAAAAAGUAACCUGCUGGAUGGAAAAGGAAUUCAUAUUACUGUCGUUGAUGAAAAUGGAAAACAACUGACUGAGGAACAUCACCUGGGAACCAACAAAUCAGCAGGCGAUAUAAAACUGAGAUUAACCAAAUCUGCCAAAGACCAACAUGCAUUAAAAGCUGUGUCACAGCUGGACAGCGGCCGUUUUGACAUUGUACAGGAUGAUGGCAAGAUAAUCAGCAUCAACACAGAUGAUCAGAAUGCUCUUUAUCAUGCUGUAAUGCAUGCAACUGGCAGCAAGACAAAAGACCCGAAGAAGGAAGCUAUGAUGUUACGUGAGAAAGUGAAAAAUGAGGUCCUGGCAAACCUUGAAUCGUACAAACCUGUUCUGAUUCUCCAGAGAGGAUACGACACCUCAAACAAACACCCUAGUAAAUACAGCCUAACUGGAAGAGGUAAAAAGAGGACAAACACUGGACUGCAAGAAUAUUUCCAGAGCGUUAAAUUCAUCAAAAGUGAUGAACGCAUCCUCAUCAAAAUGUACCAUCUUGGAUUUGUUGGUGAAUAUAAAAGUGUUGUAACUGCUCGGAGGUUGAGUAAAAACACCACUGGGACACUCAACACCAGCCAUAUUCCACCCAAGGACUCCAUCAGACUAGUGCAGAUAUUCCUUGAAAAUCCAAAGUCAGCCAGCGAGUUUAAAAAUAAAAAUCUGGAGCUUUAUAAACUGAUCAGCAGCAUAAAGACUGACAAAAAUGGACAGAACCUGAUUGGCAUGGAGGUUCUGGGACAAGAUCACAGACAGGCUUUAACUACGGGUCCAAGCAGCCGGUCACAGAUGGCCAGGAAACUUCUAGCAGACACCAUGAUUAGUGGAGACAUGGAGCUUCUGCUGAAACGCUGCAUGAUUCUACAUCACCCGCUUACCUCACAAAAGCUCAGAUCUGCUAUAGGUGACAGCAUUCAGUCUCAGUGUCCCAUUUUGUCUGAUGAUGGUAUCCGAGGCUACUACAAAGCAGGAUACAAAAACCUGGUGUCAGAGUACAGCCGUAUGGGAAUCCUGGAUCAGAACCAGCGUGUGAGUCUUGAUAAGUGGGUGUCUCAGGAUAAGCAUGAGGAUACUGAUACUGUGGAGUAUGGACAGGUUCUGGAAGGAUUAAAGUGAAAGUGUCUUUGUUUUUUAACCUCGUUAUUCAAUUUCUUUAUUGCCUCAUUGUGAUGAUGAUGAUGGUAAUGACAACUAGAGAAUGUUAGAUGAUAAAUAAUUGAUUGAUUGAUAAAUGCCACAGAAAUGUGUGAUAAUAUGUUUGUAGGAACUAUGAAGGAGGAUAGAAUAUGAUCAUUUAAAACUCCAAAUCAGUCAAAAUGUCUAGAAAUAUUGUGUUCUGUUAAUUUUCGAUUUUCUGUUAAUUUUGUUCUGUUUUUACUUUGGCUUUCAUGAAAAUAAUAAUGUAUAAUUUUUUAUAAUAAUAUGCAAGCAAAAACAUGUCCAUAUUUCAAGCCUCUAAAUUAAACGUAAACAAAUUAAAUAUUUUUUAUAAUCAGUUGAGUACAAAUUUUACAUGCAUCAUAAAAUGGUUACUAAUCUACUUGAUACUUGUAUGGAUUGAUAUGUGUUAGUUUUAAAGCUGAAUUUAUUUUACAAUUAAAAAUUACUGGCUAUGUUAUGUUUGGAUAUAGUUCAAAAUUCUAUAAAUAAUAACUGUAGAUAAUUUGACAUUUUUAUUUUAUCAACAGACCUACAACAUUGCCAAAGCUUACAACCCAGUGUAUGUACUACACUGUAAAAAAACAUGUGAAAUCUACAGUAAUUCACUGUGUUCAUGCACUGGAAAUAAUGUAUUGGGGGUCACAGAGCAUUAAAGUAUAUUCAGUGAGAAAUUACAAUACUGAUCAAAUAUUGUGAAUAUCACAUUAGAGGAAAGUGCUAGAAAAAACGACUUUGUUAAGGUAACCAACACUGGCCUGUAGUAAAUCAAAACAAUCAAGCAUGAAUGUUCAUAGUUCUUUAUUAUAAAAGGUUUAAAUAAUUAAAUUAAAUAUUUUACCAGUUCACAGGUAUUACAGUUAGUCUUGGAAUUGAGAAACUUUUGUGUGAUAUUCAGGGCACCUCUGAAAUGGGACAUAAUCCAAAACUAAGUAUGGUCAUUAUUUAAGGAUACAAAUGUCUUGCACAAGCUUUUAAUAGCUUUUUUUCUCUUUUGAGUCUAGCACAACUAGACUUUAAACAUUGAACUGUUUUAUAAUCUUCUGUGAACUGAUAAUUAAAUAUUUUUGUGAAAAUAGA
Triplophysa dalaica is the source of this 9466-nucleotide messenger RNA. RefSeq lists its product as uncharacterized. Gene Ontology annotation, molecular function: ATP binding; ABC-type protein transporter activity. Gene Ontology annotation, biological process: protein import; protein targeting. Gene Ontology annotation, cellular component: membrane. The record is from RefSeq and is a predicted model, not a curated record. Lineage: Eukaryota; Metazoa; Chordata; Actinopteri; Cypriniformes; Nemacheilidae. Bases 1421 to 8344 code for a protein of 2307 amino acids. The transcript is spliced from 9 exons.